AUGGCUCCUCAACUCGACGGCUUCUUCAAGCAGGUUGAUACAUUAUCAGACCAUUUUAUUGACCGCCUCCGCAAAGCUGUUGCUAUUCCAUCUAUUUCCGCCGAAGAAGCUCGUCGCCCAGAUGUUGUACGCAUGGGAGAAUGGCUCGCAGACGAGCUGACCGCUUUGGGUGCAGAGGUUGAGAAGAGACCUUUAGGGAAACAGCCCGGAAAGGAGCACCUUGAUCUUCCACCUGUUGUGAUUGCUCGAUACGGAAAUGAUAAGAACAAGAGAACAAUCCUCGUAUACGGCCACUACGACGUUCAGCCAGCAGGAAUGGAAGAUGGCUGGGCGACGGAGCCCUUCGAGUUGACGAUAGAUAGCAAAGACAGAAUGUAUGGCAGAGGUAGUACAGACGAUAAGGGACCUGUGCUUGGAUGGCUCAACGCCAUUGAAGCCCAUCAAAAGGCCGGUGUUGAUUUUCCUGUCAACCUCUUGUGUUGUUUUGAAGGCAUGGAGGAAUAUGGCUCAGAAGGCUUAGAUGAUUUCAUCAAGGCAGAAGCAAAGAACUACUUCAAAGAUGCAGAUGCUGUGUGUAUAUCGGACAAUUACUGGCUGGGCACCGAAAAGCCAUGCCUUACCUAUGGUCUUCGUGGCUGCAGCUACUACUCCGUCGAGGUUUCUGGACCCGGUCAAGACCUCCACAGCGGUGUGUUUGGAGGGACCGCCCAAGAGCCCAUGACAGAUCUCGUUCGUAUUCUUGCAAGCCUGGUUGACACCAAUGGGAAGAUCCAGAUUCCCGGUCUUGCAGAACUUGUUGCUCCUCUCACCGAAGACGAAAAAUCAUUGUAUGGAGAUAUUGCGUUUUCUAUGGACAUGCUUCAUGAAUCGCUAGGGAGCACGACCUCUAUCCAUCCUGACAAAGAAAGAACAUUGAUGGGCCGAUGGCGUUACCCGUCUCUCUCAGUCCACGGUGUUGAAGGUGCAUUCUCACAACCGGGUGCCAAGACAGUCAUUCCCGCGAAGGUUAUCGGGAAAUUUUCUAUUCGAACAGUUCCAAACAUGGAACCCGAGGAUGUUGAUCGUCUAGUUUUUAAGUACGUUGAGGAGCAAUUCAACAAACUUGGUAGUAAGAACAAGAUGAACUGUACGCUUCAGCAUGCAGGGAAGUGGUGGGUUGCAAGCCCCAAGCACUGGAACUUCUCGGCAGCUAAGAAGGUGGAAGGCAAUAUUCCCGUCACUUUGACUUUUGAGCAAGCGACUGGAAAAAACGUUCUUCUUCUGCCAAUGGGUAGCUCCACUGAUGCCGCUCACUCUAUCAACGAGAAGCUAGACAAGAAGAACUAUAUUGAAGGGAUUAAGCUCUUAGGAGCAUAUUUGCACUACGUUGCCGAAGAGCCAAUGGAUAAAUAG
Molecule: messenger RNA, 1392 nt
Organism: Glarea lozoyensis ATCC 20868
Lineage: Eukaryota; Fungi; Ascomycota; Leotiomycetes; Helotiales; Helotiaceae
Product: Zn-dependent exopeptidase
Exons: 3
Coding region: 1-1392 (463 amino acids)
Biological process (GO): proteolysis
Molecular function (GO): metallodipeptidase activity
Source: RefSeq, a predicted model, not a curated record